Messenger RNA from Vitis riparia (riverbank grape), 1510 nucleotides. Its product is annotated as E3 ubiquitin-protein ligase APD2-like. The transcript is spliced from 8 exons. Bases 64 to 1230 code for a protein of 388 amino acids. The record is from RefSeq and is a predicted model, not a curated record. Lineage: Eukaryota; Viridiplantae; Streptophyta; Magnoliopsida; Vitales; Vitaceae.
CUUCUUUCUCUCUGUUUCAGCCCUCGUUGCUAUUCCCUAUUUCCUAUUCCCCCCGAAGGGAGAAUGUACAGACCAGUGUUGGCACCUCCCAGUCGUCAUCAGGGGUGGCAAGAGUCCACCGCUCGCUUGCUUGCUCCUUUAACUCUAUGGCUAUGUGUCACGGUGAGCAUUCGAUAUGGGUAUUACGGGAACUGCCGAAUGGUGCUUGGACCAAGCUCCUCCCGCUUGAUGAAGGCAAGUUCCCUUUUUGUAAAGCAGAUUGAAGUGAAGGACGAUGAUAAAAAGGGGGUUCUUCUUUACGGGUUUGCGGAGAAGCCAGAAUUGAGUGUCGAAACAAAUUGGAGCGUCUCCAAUUAUCUCAUCGUUGGAUCCUAUGGCCGAAAGGGAUUCUCCUUGUGGUUGAAUAAAGGUUCGAGUAUCCGUGUCAGAUGGGAAGCUCAGCCUAGUAGUUUGAGUGAUCUGCAAGUGUUUCUAAUUAAAGGGGAACGAAAAUACGAAACUUUGCUGCCGAAUCCAACAAAUUCCCCUGCUGCCUUUCCCUUCCAUGAAUCAACAGAUGGGAGAGAAGCCGAAUACACAAUCCUGGAAGACAAUAGAUACUAUGUAGGCAUCAUAAACGCCAAUCGUAAAAGCGUCAUAAUGACAUUGAAUGUUAAUGUUACAUCCAAGAUGUACGAUAUCACUAAGGCAAAGAGCAUGUGUUCAACAAUAAAGGGAUCCUGUCGUCUCAAUCUUCUCUUCCCCAAUACUCAAUUUGUCAUACUAACCACACCCAACAAUGGAGAUCUUGCUGGAUGGUACGUUGAGCUUUCUUUUGUGGCUCGUGUGGUAACCUACGUUUCGAUUUUAGGAUUUGUCGUAAUUAUUAUAUUUCUGGUGCUGAAAUACCUUGGAGCCUGCGAGGGAGACAACGAAGUACAUGUAGAGGAGAUAACGCCUCGGGAAGUAACUGAAACUCACCCCUUAAUGCCAGAGAAGCUAUUUCGGCUCACCUAUGGAACAGGUGAAGAAGAUGCAGAAUCAGGAAUGUCUAGCAGCUCCUCAGAGGAUUUGUAUGAUGGGAAGAUUUGCACUAUUUGCUACGAUGAGCCACGGAACUGCUUCUUUGUUCCCUGUGGUCAUUGUGCCACCUGCUAUGACUGUGCUAAAAGGAUUAUAGAAGGGGAGAACAAGGUUUGUCCAAUAUGUCGAAGGUUCAUUCACAAAGUAAGAAAAUUGUUCACUCCUUAGGGUCUAAAUCCUCAAGCUUGUGGUUUUACGUGAUUAUGUUUAGGAAGGAAUUUCAUAUCCCCAGAUAGGAUGAGUGAACUUUUUUCUUGUGCCCAAGUUGACCGAGUUCAAGCGCUACAUGGAAAUAUGAGCAUAAAGGGAGUUAAUUUGUCUUGCCAACCAGAGAAUCAACCGAAAUUCUAUUUCUUUACGGUGUUUGUAAUUGAAAAAAAAGGGGAUAUUAUCAAAUUGCUGUACAAUGAGUUUGUGUUACUUAUUCAUCACUAUAAUGAUUGUUGUC